GUCCAACACGAUGCCGAAUGGAACUACAGGUCCCAUAACGGCGGGGGGAGGCGGCGCCAUUUUGAGAGCGAGGGCUGACGGGGCUGCGUUGCGCCGUGCUCGCCGAGGCGGCGGGGCCGGGCCGCUGCCCUGAGAUGCUUCAUGCUGAAAGUAGCAUAAGGCUCUUGGAGUGUCAUGAUGAAAUCACGAUUGAACCAUGUUCUAAAAAAAUGAAGUCAACAGAAGGGGCUUACGGGAAGAUGUCUAAUGAUGGUAACCAAGGUAUUCAAGAGGAAGUGGACACUGAGAGAAUGUCAAAUGGUUUAAUAUCAGUGCAUGCCUCAGAUAACCAAGGGCAAUACGAAAUGCAGAAGCAAGAGGAAAUACCUGCUGGUGUAUCAGGAACACUGAAGGAAAUUCUCCCUGAAUAUAAUCUAGUGCUUGGACAGCCAGUUGAUUCAGAAACUGUGCAGAACGUAAAUUCUCCAUUUGCAUCAAUAAAUGACGCUGAAGUCAAAGAAAAAAAAGGUCAUUUUAUUAAAAAUAAUAUUGGUGAAGAUAAUAUUAGAAAUGGCAGUGCAUCAUUCUCAGUAAAUAGAAAUGCAUCAGAUGAGGAUUUUUUUACAAGCAAAGAAUUUAUUGGACCUAUUUACAAGCCUGCCGAAACUAACAAACAGGAUGAAGAUGGCAGUUGUAGUGAACAUAAAAACAACGAGGGAGAUCAGAAUGAACUGCAUGAAAAGAGAGCUGAAAGAAAGGAGACAAAUAAGAUGCAGAUAACUUCUUCUACUGUACCAGAAAUAGAUGAUGAACUGGACCAAUUCUAUAAAGAAAUAAACCAGCUGGAAAAUGAAAAUUUGCACACUAAUUUUGCAGAAAAAGAAACUGAAACUUCUCAGGAACAAUGCUCUCCAUAUAACUGUAGUCAAACCUCACAAGAGGAUUAUCAGCAUGCGUUGUUGGGCAGCCCACAACCAUUUUGUGAGAAUGGACAGCGUUCCUUUGGGGAACAGAACAGUCAGAAGACAAGCAACAAGCAGCAGUUUGUCGUGGAAACAAGUGUCUGGAAAACUGAAGAUACCUUUAAUGGACAAGUAGAUUCUAAAUACUGGAACUACUCGGUGCCUGAAUUCAGACCUGCUUGGCAGUCAACAGACUCUUUCAUAGUGCCUCAGGGACCUCAUCCUCCUAGAUUCAGCAACCAUCAAUCGCAUUUUCAGAUACUUAAUACCCAACCACAAGAAACACAUACUCUCCCUUCUGAGAAUGGUGAACUUUCUUACAAAAAUUAUCAUGGUUUCCAUGGAAAUACUGAUAUCAACAGUCACAGUCCUUUGCUUGAUCAAAGUACCAACUAUGCUGGUCAUAUUGACAUUCAUACUACUCAGGUCUUCAGAAAUGGAAAUAAUGACCAGUAUGAACUCCAAAAUAAUGACCAGAAUGAACCCCAGAAUAAUGGUUUCUGUGAAACCAGAAAAGAGUGUUGGAAGGAUCCAAAAGCUGAUAGUACAGAAGGAAUGGACAGCUUUUCUUCCUUGCAGUUACCUGAAGAAAGAUUUGGUUAUUCACAGAAAUUCCUCCUAAUCUUAAGAGGCCUGCCUGGUUCAGGAAAAUCAACACUUUCUCGUAUUCUGCUUGGUCAAAGUCGUGAUGGCAUUGUAUUCAGCACCGAUGAUUAUUUUCGCCAACAAGAUGGAUAUACAUAUAAUGCUACUCAGCUUGGUGAUGCCCAUGAUUGGAACCAGAAAAGAGCAAAGCAAGCAAUGGAGCAGGGGAAAUCUCCAGUUAUAAUAGACAACACUAAUACUCAAGCCUGGGAAAUGAAGCCGUAUGUGGAAGUGGCUCUGGAAAAGGGAUACAGAGUGGAGUUCCAUGAGCCAGAUACUUGGUGGAAGUUUGAUCCUGAAGAAUUAGAGAAGAGGAAUAAACAUGGGGUCACUCGUGAGAAGAUUGCUCAGAUGUUGGAACGAUACGAAUAUCAAAUAUCCAUACCUAUUGUCAUGAAUUCAGUGGCACCUCCCCACAAAAACACACAAAGGCCACCUGCACAGCGAAGACAUAGGUGGGGAGGCAAUACAGACUUAUGGAAUUAUUUCAGUAUUUCCAGUAGCCGAUAACACAGUUUCAGUCAGUGAAUAAAACUCUGUUACUUGCCCUUUAAAACACAUCAUCAGCUCCUGUAAAGUAGUGGAUCUUCUGUGUUUUAAGUAGGCCUAUUUCAAGACCAUUUUCUUCUGGAGGUUGUUCCUUUAACAGACUUGCAUGUAAAUAAAAUUGUACAUUAAAUGUUUUUUUAAACUAUAUUUAUUACAGUUGUAAUAACUUUGAUUUAGUAAAAUAUUUAAUAUAGUAUGACAUAUAGCAGUCUUCCUUCAUAAAUGUAAGACAGUGAUAUUGUCAUGUAACAAGUAACUGUUGAGCAGUUUUUUUUAAAGAGGAGGUCAUAUCAGGUAUCUUUUAAAAGAGAACUCAAGCCACAGAAGAAGAGGUUAUUUAUGUAAUAACCAUUUUUAACGAUUGCUGUUUAGCCUCCUUAUCUUUUAUGAGAUUUUUUUUUUAAAAAAACAAUAUGUCCUGGAUUGUCCUUCCGUUCUGUUUGGCAUGUAUUGCCAGCUGGAAAAUUUUGGCAUGUAUUUUCUGGUAUGG
This is a messenger RNA of Cuculus canorus (common cuckoo), 2625 nucleotides long. Its product is annotated as NEDD4-binding protein 2-like 2. Gene Ontology annotation, molecular function: transcription corepressor activity. Lineage: Eukaryota; Metazoa; Chordata; Aves; Cuculiformes; Cuculidae. The transcript is spliced from 6 exons. Gene Ontology annotation, biological process: negative regulation of transcription by RNA polymerase II. Gene Ontology annotation, cellular component: nucleus. The record is from RefSeq and is a predicted model, not a curated record. Bases 135 to 2096 code for a protein of 653 amino acids.